AUGCCGGAGAAGGCGGAGGAGACGGUCAAGGUCGUCGUGCGCGUGCGGCCCCUGUCGCGGAAGGAGAUCCAGGAUGGCCACGACGCGGCGACGGUGGCCGACGAGGCCACGGGCCGCAUCACGUGCAACAACCCCAAGGCCGACGCGUCGGACCCGCCCAAGGCCUUCACCUUCGACGCCGUCUUCGACCCGAACAUCACGCAGCGCAAGCUCUACGACAUCUGCAGCGCGCCCGUCGUCGACGCCGUCCUCGCGGGCUUCAACGGCACGAUCUUCGCGUACGGGCAGACGGGCGCGGGCAAGACGUUCACGAUGGAGGGCGUGCCGGACCCGCCGGAGCUCCGGGGCAUCAUCCCCAACGCCUUCCAGCAGAUCUUCGACCGCGUGGCCCUGGCCCAGGAGGGGCAGCAGUUCCUCGUGCGCGCGUCCUAUCUGGAGAUCUACAACGAGGAGAUCCGCGAUCUUUUGUCCAAGGACCCGAAGAACAAGCUCGAGCUCAAGGAGAACGUCGACAGCGGCGUCUACGUCAAGGACCUCACGUCCUUCAUCGUCAAGUCGAGCCACGAGAUCGACCAGGUCAUGCAGGCGGGCAAGAAGAACCGGUCCGUCGGCGCGACGCUCAUGAACGCCGGGUCGUCGCGGUCGCACGCGAUCUUCACGAUCAUCGUCGAGCGCGCCGAGACCGACGAGGUGCGCGGCGAGCACAUCACCGUGGGCAAGCUGAACCUCGUGGAUUUGGCGGGCUCCGAGCGCCAGGGGAAGACGGGCGCGACGGGCGACCGGCUCAAGGAGGCGACGAAGAUCAACCUGUCGCUGUCCGCGCUCGGCAACGUCAUCUCGGCCCUCGUCGACGGCAAGUCGCAGCACAUCCCCUACCGCGACUCCAAGCUCACGCGCCUCCUCCAGGACUCGCUCGGCGGCAACACGAAGACGGUCAUGUGCGCGAACUGCGGCCCCGCGGGCUACAACUACGACGAGACCGUGUCGACGCUGCGCUACGCGAACCGCGCGAAGAACAUCAAGAACAAGCCCAAGAUCAACGAGGACCCCAAGGACGCCAUGCUCCGCGAGUUCACGGACGAGAUCGCGCGGCUCAAGGCGCAGCUCGCGGGCGGCGGCUCCGGCGGCGGCGCCGGCGGCGGCUACGGGCCCGGCGUGAAGAUCGGCAUCUCCGAGGAGGAGCUCCAGCGCGUCCACGAGGAGGCCGAGGCGGAGAAGUCGCGGAUCCGCGAGCGCGCGGAGCGCGACCUCGCGGAGAUUUUGGAGCGCCAGGCGGAGACGGAGGAGGAGCGCGAGAAGCUGCGGGCGGACCUCGUGCGCCAGGAGCUCGAGCGGAAGCGCGCGUCCGAGAAGAAGCGGUCGCUCGCGGCGAAGCUCAAGGGCAUGGAGGCGAAGCUCCUCAAGGGCGGCCAGAUGCUCGACAAGGCCGCCACCCAGGAGGCCGAGCUCCGCAAGGCCGAGCGCGAGCUCGUCGACAAGGAGGAGGCCGAGCGCGCGCUCGCGCAGGAGCUCGGCAAGCGCGACGAGGUCCGCGAGGACCUGUCGGAGAAGUACUCGUCCAUCGAGGAGGAGGUCGACAAGAAGACGCGCAAGCUCGAGAAGCUCGUGCGCAAGGUCAACGAGGCCGAGGCCGAGAUCGCGGACCUCCAGGGCGAGUUCCAGCGCGAGCGCGAGGACCUGUGCGAGGACAUGCUCGACACGAUCCGCCAGCUCGCGCGGCAGAUCAAGCUCAAGGAGAUGGUCCUCGAGCUCUUCGUGCCCCCGGACCGGUGCAAGGCCCUCGAGGACCGCACGGUCUGGCAGGACGACAAGGACGCGUGGAGCCUCGAGGGCAGGGCCGCGACGCGCGCGCGGCGAAACGGCCGACGACUACGAGGGGCCCACGAUGCGGUCGUCCCCUCCGGCGACGGGCCCCAGCCCGGCGACCUCGCGCCGGCGGCGGCGCCGGAGCCCGCGCACCCGGCCGACGACCGCCGCGCCGUCGUCGGCGCCGCGAAGACGACGGCGACGCGCGCGGGCUCCGCGCGGCCCAAGACCGCGAGCCGCCGCCGCCCGAAGCAGGGCGCCGAGCCGUGA
This is a messenger RNA of Aureococcus anophagefferens, 2076 nucleotides long. RefSeq lists its product as hypothetical. Gene Ontology annotation, molecular function: microtubule binding; ATP binding; microtubule motor activity. The transcript has 5 exons. The record is from RefSeq and is a predicted model, not a curated record. NCBI's taxonomy places the organism in Eukaryota, Pelagophyceae, Pelagomonadales, Pelagomonadaceae. Gene Ontology annotation, biological process: microtubule-based movement. Bases 1 to 2076 code for a protein of 691 amino acids.